AUGACAGACUUCACGAACCGGAGCCAGAGCAGUGCGCGCCGCAGUGACUACGUGUGGCAGUACGAGUACUACGACGACGAGGAGCCGGUGUCGUUUGAGGGACUGCGCGCGCACAGAUACUCCAUCGUGAUCGGCUUCUGGGUGGGUCUCGCCGUCUUUGUCAUCUUCAUGUUCUUUGUCCUGACUCUGCUCACCAAGACGGGAGCUCCACACCAGGAUUCCUCGGACCCUGAGAGCUGUCAUCGUGUUGGGAACAGUCUAAACGGUCUCCACGGCGACAACGACUCGGACAAAGCCUUCUCGCGUCCUCUGCUCCACGACUCCCGCUCCUACUUUCACUUCUACAUCAGCCAGAACCCCAGGCCCCGGCAGGAUACACUCCAGGUCCCCGCGGCGCCGCUGAAGCCCUCAGAACCCUGGGAACCGGACCUGAGUCUGGGACCAGGAGGAGACGGCGUGAGGGCAGACCCGGACUUCACCAUCCCCAACUUUGUGAACCUGGAGCAGGCCUCAGCGCUGGGGGAGGAGCUGGGCGAGGGGCUGGGGGAGGUGGAGCUGGGGGAGGAGGACCUGGUGUUUGAGCCGUCUGAGACUCUGGAGAGACAGGCCCAGGCGCUGCACUGCGGCACCAGCUGGAGCAAAACUUCACCAUGA
Knipowitschia caucasica is the source of this 654-nucleotide messenger RNA. The record is from the annotation of a GenBank genome assembly. NCBI's taxonomy places the organism in Eukaryota, Metazoa, Chordata, Actinopteri, Gobiiformes, Gobiidae.